GGGGCUCUGAACGCAGAUCAAUGAACUCUUCUAAAUAAACGCGCAGGGCAAUCGAAGUUGGGACAGAAUACGUUGUCAUCUCAAAUUGGCUAAGUUUAUAUCCCAUUGGCAACUAAAAAGUAACCCUAACACGCAGGGGAACCGAAUUCUAACGUUAACUCUAUGUAGUAUAGAGUCAAAUUUAUAACUUUGUCAAGCUAGCCUGGCGUCGGAUACACACCAAUCUAAUAGCUACAACUGGAUAAACAUACAGUUGUGUGCCGAGGAAAUUAAGAAUUGAGGAUGAUUUUCGCUAAUACAGCCAAUCCUAUAAGGACGUCAUAUCGAAAGCAGGUAGGCCUACAUAUGAACCGCAACAUUUUAAGAGCAGUUGCCCAUCGCCCCGUCCUCACACCCAAUGGCUCCAACCAGCCCCAGCACCAACGGCAGCAACAACAAUAGCAGCAGCAGCAGUACUGCAGGCUGGGAGCAGCUCAGCAAGACCAAUCUGUACAUCCGAGGGCUGGCCCCAGCAACCACCGACCACGACCUGGUCAAGCUCUGUCAACCGUAUGGCAAAAUCGUAUCGACGAAGGCCAUCCUGGACAAGACGACAAACAAAUGCAAAGGUUACGGCUUCGUGGACUUCGACAGCCCAGCUGCCGCUCAGAAGGCGGUCUCGGCCCUGAAGACCAACGGGGUCCAGGCCCAGAUGGCUAAGCAACAAGAGCAGGACCCGACCAACCUGUACAUCUCCAACCUGCCCCCCUCCAUGGACGAGCAGGAGCUGGAGAACAUGCUGAAGCCUUUCGGACAGGUCAUCUCCACCCGCAUACUGAGGGACUCCAGCGGGGCCAGCCGCGGCGUGGGCUUCGCGCGGAUGGAAUCCACGGAGAAGUGCGACGCGGUGAUUUCCCACUUCAACGGAAAGUACAUCAAGACGCCGCCGGGAGUGCUUCCUCCGUCGGAACCCCUGCUGUGCAAAUUCGCCGACGGGGGGCAGAAGAAGAGGCAGAGCCAGAGCAAGUACAUGCAGAACGGCCGAGUGUGGUCCCGGGACGGUGAGGUGAGACUCGCAGGGAUGACUCUCACGUACGAUCCUACCACAGCCGCUAUGCAAAACAGCUUUUACCCCUCACCCUACAGUAUUGCCAACAGGAUGAUCGCUCAGACGUCCAUGCAGCCGUACAUCUCGCCUGUUUCCACGUAUCAGGUACAGAAUCCCUCCUGGGUUACCCACCAGCCCUACAUCAUGCAGCACCCGGGAGCAGUGUUGUCGCCCUCUAUGGACCACACCAUGUCACUGCAGCACUCGUCCAUGAUGGCUCCUCUCAACCAGCAGAUGAGUCAUCUCUCCCUGGGCACCACAGGAACGUUUAUGCCUGCCAAUACAGCUAUGCAAGCAGCCUAUAUUCCUCAGUAUGCCCACAUGCAGACCGCAGCUGUCCCCGUGGAGGAAAGCGGUGGACAGCAGCCAGUGGAAUCUUCUAGCGAUCAUUCUCCUUACAGCUAUCCACAAACCAAGUAAUAACAAGGUGUUCUGUGAGUGCUGGGACAGGUGAGACCAUCAUGGCUGCCUCCGCCAGGCCGCACCGUAUGGAUUUAACAACAUUUUGCACAGGUUCUUGUCGAUAAUAAAUUCAACCAAAACUAUUUUGGUAUAACUUCUGUGAGGUGCAAAUAAAUGCAGAAUUUUGUCAAAGGAUAUUACUUCUCUUGAAAAAAAGGAGAACAUUUUAUUUUAAUAAGGAAAGACCGUUUAAUUUUUUUUAAAUCAAGGAUUGUCACAAGGACACGAGAACACCAAGGAUUGCGUGACGUGACGUAAUACUCAUGACAGUAAAGAGGUCUUUUGUUAAUGUUUUAUAUGAUUUUAAUGAUUUUUUUUCUACUUUUGCUUUGUACUUUCCCCUCUGAAGUUUAUUAGCCAGACAUCUUGAAAAAUGAUAUUUUGUGCUUGCUGUGUGAGUGUCUUUGUGUUAUUCUGGUGAAGUGUUACCUGUCAAUUCUUGUAAACAAAAAAAAACAAAAAAAACAUUGUCUUUAGUAUAGAUAUGUCUUACCAUUCAAUUUGCCUUAAAUUCUUUUAUACAGUGGCUGUUUAGGCAACCUUUAAGACUAGGCGGAGCAAAAAUUGUCAAAUAAUUGCCUUGUAAAUCAGCUAGUUGGGGCUUUUAGGGUAUAGCUAAUUAAAAUUCUCUGUGUCUAGGAGUUUAGAUUUUUUUUAGGAGUUUAGAUUUUUUCCCCCCUUCCUGAUCUUUGCUGAAUAGUAAUCGAUGUAGAACUUUAAACUAGACAACAUGCUUUGAGUGAGAUACUUCCUGAAUCUGAUCCGUUUUAAUAGGCUGUAAUGGUUUUGUACCUGGAUGACCUAACUUCCUUCUGGUUGUGUGAGUGUUGUAGAAAUUCGGCCCAAUGAUCACUUUUUAAUUGUUGCCUUUUAGCUAACUUUCUCAGCUAACUAAAUGCAGUAGUUUUAGUGAAGGAUGAAUUUAUUUGGAUUGGGGAAACCUGGCUUGACCAGUGGGUUUGGAGGGAGUGCAAACUGCCAGGAAUUGGCAGGAGUUUAUUUUUAAGAAUAUUUUUGCUUUUCAGUCGAAAUACAGUAAACAAGCUCAGAUUUAUGAUUGUGCAAAAACUAGCAAACAAAACUUGCCUUCCAAAAUAGCUGUGGCAAAAUAAGAGAGUAUUAACAAAACCUGAGCAGUGAAUAAACAACUUUAAAUGAAACUAGCUAUUUCAUAGGAAAAAAAACCUUGGCACUUUCAAAAAAGUUUACUUCACCAAAGAUCUGAUGAGCUAGUACAUUUUGGAAAUUGUUUAAUGUUUCUCUCUCUCUUGCAGUAUGUGUAACAAAUGUUUUUUGUUUGUUUUGUUUUGUUUUGUUUAGUUUAGUUUUUUUGCCAGACGAGAGUGCGGUUUGGAUAAUGUGCCUUUUUUGUAUGUUUGCAUUCAGUUUUUUGUCUAGACCUAAUAGACCUAAUAACAUAUGAAUUUAUUAAUGUAUUGAUACCAACAAGUGUGAAGGAAGAUCUGGAUCUCGCGUGUGCUACGCCGGCUGAUUUCAUCACUACAAAAAGAAGAAGAAAUGCAAUAAGAAAAAAAAAAACCAGGAAAUAAGGCAGUUUGAAACUAUGAAAUGAUUUAACUCCGUAAUCUGCUUUUCCAUUGUAUCGCAGAUGAGAUAUUAUAAUGAAAGCUUUAUUCUUUUUUAAUCACAGUAGAUAGAAAGGCUUUAUAAAUUAAGUUGUCUUCCAAAAGACUGUGUUUUGACCUGGUUGUCGGACUGACCAGUUAUCUACCUCAGAGUUUUCUUUUUCCUUUAAGUUGGGCCGGGUUAGCGGGUCCAGCCCGCCCUUCCAGACCAAAAGCCAAGCUCAGGAGCUGGCAGUAUACAGUUAUUUUCAGUUUAUUUUUUAAAUUUUUUUUU
Molecule: messenger RNA, 3409 nt
Organism: Anguilla rostrata (American eel)
Lineage: Eukaryota; Metazoa; Chordata; Actinopteri; Anguilliformes; Anguillidae
Gene: rbms1a
Product: RNA binding motif, single stranded interacting protein 1a
Exons: 14
Coding region: 398-1507 (369 amino acids)
Cellular component (GO): ribonucleoprotein complex
Molecular function (GO): mRNA binding
Source: RefSeq, a predicted model, not a curated record